Messenger RNA from Sinocyclocheilus grahami, 665 nucleotides. RefSeq names its product sodium/hydrogen exchanger 8-like. NCBI's taxonomy places the organism in Eukaryota, Metazoa, Chordata, Actinopteri, Cypriniformes, Cyprinidae. The coding region runs from base 4 to 486 and encodes 160 amino acids. The record is from RefSeq and is a predicted model, not a curated record. The transcript has 4 exons.
ACGAUGGGCUUGAGGAAUCGCGCUGCUGUGAUCGCGGUGUUAUUCGUUGUAUUGACGGCUGCAGAUGAUCAGACACGCAGUAAAAACAGCGAGGAGUCUGCCGAUAAUAAUGCUGUCAUUGAGUUACAGGAUGGGAAUACUGCUGAUGGGCAGCUGCUCAGGUUAAAUGACACCAAAAGCUCCAGCAAUGACACGGUUCAUUCCACCACACCUGUGCCCAAGCCCACGACCCCCGAGCCUCCCAAAAAUGAGCCUAUCCUGCCAGAGCAGACGGGCGUCAAGGCCCAGGAGGAGGAGCAGUCCAGCGGCAUGAGCAUUUUCUUCAGCCUGCUGGUCAUUGGUAUCUGUAUUGUAUUGGUGCACCUGCUGAUCAAAUUCAAGCUGCACUUUUUGCCUGAGAGUGUGGCUGUGGUUUCUCUGGGGAUUCUGAUGGGAGCGUUUAUCAAGAUCAUCGAGUCGCAGCAGUUGGCCAACUGGAAGGUAUGAUCAUCUCGUCAUCGCUAUAAACCACAGAUGAAGCUCUUUGCUCUGUCUGAAGGAUUGGUUUUUGCCCCGUUUAUUCCUGGUAUUAACAUCAGCCUUUGGUAAUCCAAUCACAAGUUAUCCUUUAGACCUGCUCCCAUCUCUUGUGAUCACUUGUGAUGGGAUUUCAGCAGGUUGUGGAG